UCUUGAAACUAUGUUGAAAUAUGUAACUCCAGAAAAGAGUAUUUAUAUUGUUUGGCUUAGUGUAGCUUUGUCUCUUUGUUGGCCACUUCCUGCCAGUAGUACCAGAAAAAAAAUUAUGUGUAUAAAAAUUUUACAAAUUAGUGCCAUAAUUAGCGCUUUUAUGGUACUUUUACCUUUAAUUUACGCAAUUCACUUGAAUAUACACAAUUUAAUCAAUCUUUUUAAAUAUAUUUGUUUAUUGAUAUGUGUAUUUCAAAAUAUUAUACAAACUAUCAUAUGUUUUAUAAAAUAUGAUGUUUUACAACGUGUAGUCGAAGAAAUGAUGACAUGUGUUAAAGAAGAACAACUACAUAAAGUUUUAUGCAUGUAUGUCAAGAAAUGUAAUAUUUUCUACGGAGGAACUAUUAUAUUAACAUAUGGAGCUGCAACUGUUUUUGUACUAGGACCAACAUUCUUGCCAAUUUCUUUUCCAUGGGAAACAGAAUAUCCAUUUCAAAUUAAUGAUACCUCAAGAAAUAUUAUAUACGUCCAUCAAUUUUUCUUUACUUAUCAAUGUGCUGCACAUAUAUGCUUAAGCUUAUUUGGAGCACUUCUUCUUUGGUUUGCGGCUGCAAGAUUUGAAUGUUUAGUUGAAGAAUUACAGAAAAUUACAAAUAUUGAUAUGUUGAUCAUUUGUUUUAAAAAACUAUUACUUUUAAGAAGAUAUGCAGAGGAAGUGGUGAGCUGUAUUCGUUUUUUGGUAUUUUAUGCUAUAGCAGUAGGCACAUUUAUGCUGACUUUAUCUGGUAUUAUAAUGAUCAUAAAUUCGCCAACACUUGUAAAAAUUCAAUUCAUAAUUAUAUGUAUGUCUUCUCUCAUGGAAAUUUAUAUGUAUGCAUGGCCAGCUGAUCACAUACAAGAUACAAGUAUAAACAUUUUACGAAGUGCAUAUAACUCAAUAUGGUAUGAACAGAGCUUAGAUAUGCAAAAGGAUUUGCUGAUUAUAUUGAUGUAUCAAAGACCAGUAAUUCUUUCCAUUAAUGUUCUGUUACCAGAGCUUACUUUACGUUAUUAUUGUUCGGUAAGACAGUAUGUGGCAAAUGCUUUCUCUAUUUUCACAGCUCUGCGAGCCGUGGUAGAAGAUAAGUGA
Molecule: messenger RNA, 1129 nt
Organism: Apis laboriosa (Himalayan honeybee)
Lineage: Eukaryota; Metazoa; Arthropoda; Insecta; Hymenoptera; Apidae
Exons: 6
Coding region: 11-1129 (372 amino acids)
Biological process (GO): sensory perception of smell; detection of chemical stimulus involved in sensory perception of smell
Cellular component (GO): plasma membrane
Molecular function (GO): odorant binding; olfactory receptor activity
Source: RefSeq, a predicted model, not a curated record